This is a messenger RNA of Parnassius mnemosyne (clouded apollo), 1422 nucleotides long. NCBI's taxonomy places the organism in Eukaryota, Metazoa, Arthropoda, Insecta, Lepidoptera, Papilionidae. The record is from the annotation of a GenBank genome assembly.
AUGAAUUUUGACACUAUUAUCAUGUCUGCGCUAAAAUUUGUCACUGGUGAAACUGAACAUGUUUGUAGGUUAUGUUUGGCAGUAACAGAAAAGCGCGAGAUAUCACUUGAAGACAGCGUCAGAGUUCAGCGAUCAUAUUUUGAUGAAACCGUUACUUUCGUUACAAUGUUCCGUGAUCUUGGUAUAUCAAUGGAACCACUGUUACCUCAAGUACUGUGUACAUCUUGUGCAAGAAACACUAUAAAUUGCUAUCUAUUUCAAAAACUUUGUAUUUUAUCAUACAAUAGAUGGAAUGCAGUACUAGACAAAAUAAAAGAAAGUCUUGCACAUUCAAGUGGUAUUGGACACAAUAUUCAUAGUAUAUAUCUUAUGAUAAACAAGACAGAUAAUAUUAUGUUCACUAGUAAAAAGAGUUACUCUGGUAAAAGUAAAAGAAUCGCUUUAAUCAAAAUAAAAGAAAUUAUGAAAGGUAGACAAAAGUAUACAAAACUGAAAGAAACAAACUCAAUUUGUGAAGAGUGUGGUGAACAAUUUAACUCAAGUAUACUUCUAAUAAGGCAUAUGAAACUUCACACAAAAUUUAAUAACCCAUGUAAGAAAUGUCCAAAAACAUUUUCAACUCCUCUUCAAUUGGAAGAACAUGCAGAGCGUGUUCAUUAUCCAAAACAGUUACAGUGUACAAAAUGUGCAAAACGGUUUAGUACAGAGAGAAUGUUGAAAAUUCAUCACAGAAUGUACCACGUUGCUGCGGAAUGUAAGCAGUGUUGUAUACAAUUUCCAUCAAAAAAAGCUUUACACAAUCAUAUGAACAAGCAUGCAAUUCACAGAUGUUCACGCUGUAACAAGAGCUUCAUGAACAAACACACUUUUAGAUUUCAUCUUAAGGUAUGUGGCAAUGCAAAAGAGAAAAAACUAAGUUUCUUUUGUGAUAUAUGCAGUAAGGGUUAUGUGCGUAAAAAUGGAUUACGAACUCAUUUAAAAACAGACCAUGGAUUUGGUGAAGUAAUAUCUUGUAAAUGGUGUAAUAAGAAAUUUGACGCUAUGAGUAGAUUAAAGAAUCAUAUUGUUAAACACACACGAGAAAGAAAUUUUCACUGUGAUCAAUGUGGUGGCAAAUUUGUCACACAAGCAGCUUUAGUGUAUCAUAUAAGGCUUCACACUGGUGAGCGACCAUUUCCAUGUGAUAUGUGUGAUGAUAGUUUUCUAUCAGCAUCUAGAAGGAUGGAACACAAAAGACGGAAGCAUUUUGAACCAACACAGGAGUGUCAUAUAUGUCAUGUCAGAUUUGUGACUGGUCAUCAGUUAAGGAAACACAUUCAAAGGCAUUCUAAUCCACACAGCAAGCUGUUUGUGCCUAACCAUUUUGAUGGAAUGAAUAAUAUUUCCAUACUUCCAAACUUCCAAAUAAACAGUAAAAUUUGA